Molecule: messenger RNA, 354 nt
Organism: Tupaia belangeri chinensis (Chinese tree shrew)
Lineage: Eukaryota; Metazoa; Chordata; Mammalia; Scandentia; Tupaiidae
Product: 60S ribosomal protein L36-like
Exons: 3
Coding region: 1-354 (117 amino acids)
Biological process (GO): translation
Cellular component (GO): ribosome
Molecular function (GO): structural constituent of ribosome
Source: RefSeq, a predicted model, not a curated record
AUGAGCACUUCAAGAACUGAUAGAGCUGCAGCCAAGGCUCUGUGGUACCCCAUGGCCGUGGGCCUCAACAAGGGCCACAAAGUGACCAAGAACGUGAGCAAGCCUAAGCACAGCCGCAGCCGCGGGCGCCUCACCAAGCACACCAAGUUCAUGCGCGACAUGAUCCGGGAGCUGUGCGGCUUCAUCCACUACCAGCGGCGUGCCAUGGAGCUGCUCAAGGUGUCCAAGGACAAGCGUGCGCUCAAGUUCAUCAAGAAGCGGCGGGUGGACACGCACAUCCGCACCAAGAGGAAGCACAAGGAGCUGAGCAACGUGCUGGCCGCCAUGCGCAAAGCGGCCGCUAAGAAGGACUGA